UGGAGUAUUCAGCAGUGCUUAUUAUCCAUAUCUUGGACAAGCAGGUUAUCUUGGACCAUUAGUUGCGGUAGAAUUUGAAGCACCUAAAAAGAGUGUUGCUAUUUUGGUUAAAUGUUCAAUUUCCAAUGUGCAAAAUGCUAAUAAGGAUGAAUUGAAUUUUGAAUUAGUAGUAGAUUAAAUGAAAAAUUAUUGUUAUAACAAUAAUUAUGUAUAACUACACAUACACUCAAUACAUAUUUAAGUAGAUAUUAUAUAUAUAGUCUUAUUUACACAUGUGUAAUGUUCAAUUUAACUUUCUAUUAAAUCUAACAAUUAAAUUGUCAUUACCAAAACCUGUCACACGGAUUAAAUUAAUCAUCUUUCUAGUCACUCAUUCAUAUAUAAUAAAAAUAAUAAAGAAAGGGUUUUUUCUUAAAUUUGAUUUGAUUUCAUGAUCAUUCAUAUUAUUGAAGCUUUCCAUAAAUUCAGUGAAUUUCAGUUUGUUUCCCUAUGAAAUAUAAAAAAACUCUUUCAGUUUGUUUGUCUGUUUGGAUUCAUUUCAUUUUUUUUUAAUUCAACCAAUCAAUGCAUUUGAUGUUGGAUGGAUGCAAAAUCAUUGUUUUCUUUUUUCAAUAAAUAUUAUCAAACUACUUAAAUUAUAAUUCAGUAGUUAAAUGAUUUUAUAUAUAUAUAAAGGAUGAUCAUGCAUGAAAACCUGCUUAAUAAUCCUCCCUACUGUAACUAUUAUAUUUUUAACUUGUCAUUUAUAUUUUAUGUUGGUUAUAGAAUAUUAUUGUUUUUAAAAAAAUUUAAUUCUUAAUUCUUAAUAGAAAUAAUAUGUGAAAAAAAGUCACGUAAAAUUUACUUUUUCUUUGGUUAGUUUUUGUAGUUGUUAGUUAAAAAUCCCCCAUACAGAAUGAGAUUUUUAACUUUCUAAAUUUUUUUAGAAAAAAAUUGUAUCUGUUUUAAAAUUGAUGUUGUUUUUAAAAUAACUUUCAUAUAACUAACUUCAUUCUCCUUACUACCAACCAUUAUUACGUUAAUAAAUAAAGAUAAAUUUAGUUAGA
Messenger RNA from Schistosoma turkestanicum, 1046 nucleotides. NCBI's taxonomy places the organism in Eukaryota, Metazoa, Platyhelminthes, Trematoda, Strigeidida, Schistosomatidae. The record is from the annotation of a GenBank genome assembly.